GCGGGGCGGCCAUGGCGCGGCCCGGCGGGUUGGGGGCCGAGCAGGAGCAGCCGCAGCACGUCCUGUCCCGGCAGCAGGAGCGGCACCGCCGGCUCCUGGCCGAGCUGCAGGCGCUCGUCAAGGCGCUGCCCAGCCCCUGCCAGCAGCGCCUCUCGUACACGACGCUCUCCGAGCUGGCGCUGGCGCUGCUGGACGGGACGGUGUUCGAGAUCGUGCAGGGGCUCCUGGAGAUCCAGCACCUCACCGAGAAGAACCUGUACAGCCAACGGCGGCAGCUGCACAGCGAGCACCGCGGGCUGAAGCAGGAGCUGUUCCACCGGCACAAGGAGGCCCAGCAGUGCUGCAGGCCCCACAACCUGCCACUGCUCCGCGCCGCCCAGCAGCGAGAGAUGGAGGCUAUGGAGCAACAGAUCCGAGAGGAACAGCGAAUGAUGGAUGAGAAGAUAGUCCUAGAGCUGGACCAAAAAGUGAUCGACCAGCAGAGCACCCUGGAGAAGGCUGGGGUGUCUGGCUUCUACAUCACCACCAAUCCACAGGAGCUGACUCUACAGAUGAAUUUGCUGGAGCUGAUUCGGAAGUUGCAGCAGAAGGAAGCUGAGGCCGAGAAAGCUUUUUACUGAAGGAGCAAACCUGCUAUUCACUUUCCAAAGUUUUUCCUGACUUCCCUCUAAAGGACAAACUGUCCAUGCAUUUGCUUUGUGUCAUGUCAGGAAGAGGCUGUGGGUAUAGAAGAACUCGCUGGGGCGCUUAGAUUAGAGCUGGGGUGAGCAGAGCCCAGCACAGGGGGGUUGGGAGCCUCGGGCUGCCUCUCUGGUCAUCAGAGCAAGGUGUCCGUUGCAUCUGGCUCAGUUGGGAGCUGAUGGAGCAUGUUCAUCUGCCACGAACAUCCUACAGUGUAGCUGAGGCCAUUACUGAGCCAGAGCUGGACCAGCCGAGGCAGCAAACCCAGACCUGCCGUGUGGCAGUGGCCCUGUGUUUAGAUGAAUUAAACUUGGGGGAAAAAGUUUAUCUACCGGAAGAUGCUUCUGUGUGUGGUUGAAGCAGAAACAGCCUCUUAGACAUGCAGACCCUUCACAGACCCUCCUCCAGGCAGGUACCAGUAUCAUCUGUAUUAAAGGAGGAUUUCACGCCUCACCCAGUGUUACUGGACUAAUGUUAGCAGUGUUCCCACUGACUCACAGAGCAGAGAAGGUUGGAGAGCUUUUGCUUUGUUCCUUUAAACCAGUUUCCAAAUGGAGAGAAAUAAAAGGCUCUGCCCUGCC
This is a messenger RNA of Neopelma chrysocephalum (saffron-crested tyrant-manakin), 1262 nucleotides long. Its product is annotated as protein DGCR6. The coding region runs from base 12 to 620 and encodes 202 amino acids. The transcript is spliced from 5 exons. The record is from RefSeq and is a predicted model, not a curated record. NCBI's taxonomy places the organism in Eukaryota, Metazoa, Chordata, Aves, Passeriformes, Pipridae.